GUGCUUCCCUCGACAUUGCAAAUUUGCAAAAGCAGUUCGCACCAAAUUUCCCCUCGUCAAAUUUUUGUUCCUUGCGCAAAAUAAAAAAUUACGAACCCUAAAAAAUGGAUUUACAAGCUUCAAUCCAUUUUUUGUGACUCUGUAUUGAAGCGUUCCAGUCCAUCGGAGAACUCUCACCUCGACAACGACGGCGGCGGCGAGGUAUUUCAUUUUCCCCUAAAUUACUAUCCUGCAUCAGACUUCAAUAUACUUUCUAGGUUACAAAAUGAUGGGCGUGUAUGAAGAUCUCGAAGAAAGCGGGAUUCAAGUAAGAAUGAAGAAAAGAAGGCUAUGCGAGAAUCAAAAUGAAGACAGGCUAAGUGACUUACCUGACUGUGUUAUCCUUCACAUUUUGUCAUUAUUGAACACAGAACAUGCCGUUAGAACUUGUGUUUUGUCCACAAAAUGGAAACAUCUCUGGAAACGUAUUCCAACUCUUAUCUUGCAUUCUUCAAGAUUUACCACUGUAAAGAAAUUUGCCUCAUUUGUGUCUAACAUUUUGACUCUUCGUGAUACCUCAACUGCACUGCACGCCCUCGAUCUUGUCCGUAGAAGUAUUGAGCCUCAGCUCCUCAAAAAGAUUUUAAACUAUGUUUACUCCCAUAACACCCAUCUUCGAGAAUUAGGAAUCCUUGUCUCUGGUGAUAGCUCUCGCAUUCUCAACUGUGUUUCUUCUUGUCAAGCUCUUACAUCUCUUAAGCUUUCACUUUAUUCCAGAGGUAGUAAUAAUACAGAAACAUUAUUUCCAAAAUCUUUGAAUUUGCCUUUACUCACCACCUUAGAUCUAACAAAUUUUGCCUUUGACGGUGGUGAAAGCGGUUGUGCUGACCCCUUUUUGGCCUUUACCAAGUUGAAUAGUUUGGUCAUUUGUAGUUGUAAGGUAAAGGAUGCUUCAAUCCUCCGCAUAUCAAGUGAGACACUUGUCAAUUUAGCUAUAGACAGUCCUUUGGAAAAAGUAAGUUUAUUUGUACAACAUAAUCUACCCGACGUUGCGAUAGUCGAGUUAUCUACUCCAAAUCUUUGUACCUUUAAGUUUACCACCCGUGGUCGUGUUCAGAAAAUAUGUGAGAGUGGAUUUUCUUCUGUUAAACAAGUAAAUAUCUAUUCACAAGAUUUUUCAGCUUCGGUGGAGCAUGCUUUGGUUUUACGCAGCUGGCUGCAAAACUUUGCCAAUGUAGAAUCAUUGACAGUCACUUCAACGGUUCUUCAGAUUCUCUCCUUACUCCCUGAUUUAUUGGAGGUUAAGCUCCCUUCUUUGUGUUACUUAAAGUCAUUGGAGGUAAAACUGGUACCACUUCUUUAUGGAUUAUUAUUUCUAAAAUUGGAAGAUGCAAUGAUAAAGAAAGCUGCUGCCAAAUCACGUAAAGAAGUUGCGAAGUUAAGAAAGGAAUUUAAAGCAGGUUUGAAACCACCUGCCAUACCUGAUGGAAUAGUUGACUUCUUGCGACAAAACUCUCCGUCGGCUGAAGUUAAAAUCACAACAGAAUAUAGCUGGAGUCAUUUUAAUAUUAAGCAGAUUGAAGAAUCUAUUAAGGGCGUAAAGAUUAUCAAAUACCCAUCGCGACUCGCUGCGUCUGCAUCUAAUGCUUCUCCCGCUUCUGCCAUUGCUGCACCUCCCAAUCUUCAUCUUUAUGGCACUGAAAAGGUCCUAAUAAACCGGUUAGAGUUCCGGUUCCCAAUUCAGUCCGGUUUUAAUUGGAAGCAGGUUGAAGAAUCUAUAAAGGGCGUGAAGAUUAUCAAAUACCAUUCAAAAUUUGCUGGACCUGCCUUCUCCUUUGCCUCACCUGCUUCUGCUGCUGAGUCUGCUUGUGCCCUUGCUACCGCACCUCCCUCUGCCUUACCUGCUUCUGCUGCUGAGUCUGCUUGUGCCCUUGCUGCCGCACCUCCCUCUGCCUUACCUGCUUCUGUUACUGAGUCUGCUUGUGCCCUUGCUGCCGCACCUUCCUCUGCCUCUGCCACAUCUCCCAAUCUUCAUCCUUGUCGUGCUAAACAGAUGGUAACUAAUAUUGACAAUAGUGACUCAACGCUUUGGCCUGACUCUGUAACUAAAGCUUUCAUCAAAAUUAUGGUUGAUGAAGUUACAAAAGGAAAUAUGUCAAAUGGCAUGUUUCAUACUAGAACAUGGACCUCAAUGACUACUUUGUUGAAUUCCAUAACUAAUUGCUCUUAUAAAAUGGAACAACUAAAGGAAAAAAUGCAUAGCCUUCGAGCAAUGUUUCAUGAGUUCUAUUCACUUUUGCAAAACACUGAAUUUAAGUGGAAUGUAGAAACUAACACUGUCAUUGCUAGUGAUAACGAUUGGCAGAAUUAUCUCAAGACACAUGAUAGAGCAUCUCAGUUUCUAAAUAAAGGGUGCGACCAUUAUAAGUUGUUGGAAAUGAUAUUCAACAAAAAUAAUGAAGCUGAAGUACUUCAUGCAUCUACCCAAGACCGGCCAAAUGCCGAUAAAGAAAAUGAGUUCGAUAAUCAAAACUUUAACACAGGGAGUGCAAAUGACAAUUCAUACAAUGAUAUAGAAGAGGUGGAGUGCAUCAAAUGUAGGGGGAAGCAAAGAAGUCAAGUUCAAGAGCAUACAUCUAGAAAAGAGUCAGCAUCCAAUCAGAAAGAAAAUGCACUUGCAUGUGGUAAGAAUGUGGAGAUUACUUCUUCACAUGUAACAAUAGAUUGUUCUCUUACUAAGUGUGUGGUUGCUCUUGAAGAGAUAAAAGACAUUUCAGAUGAAACCUUUGGGAAAACCUUGGAAAAAUUUAAGGAUCCUGACUGGAGGGAAAUGUUUAUGGCUAUGUCUAAUGAUAGGAAACGUGGAUGGCUAUUUAGACUUUAAGCAUAAAAUCUUACUUGCAUAUUUGGCAAUGGUGAUGAGACACUAUGUUUUGUAUAUGGUAUUUAUGGUUAUAUUCUUCUUGAAGCUAUUUGGUGAAUAAUUUUAUGAGUAAUUUUUUGCAUUUUUGGAUUGGAUUUUAAAGUUGUCAUGAAAUUGUACUACUAACAGUGGUCAUAAUUAGAAUUGAUAUUCAUAGAAGUGGUAAUUCUACUUAUUUGAG
This is a messenger RNA of Vicia villosa (hairy vetch), 3083 nucleotides long. RefSeq lists its product as uncharacterized. NCBI's taxonomy places the organism in Eukaryota, Viridiplantae, Streptophyta, Magnoliopsida, Fabales, Fabaceae. Gene Ontology annotation, molecular function: protein binding. The record is from RefSeq and is a predicted model, not a curated record. The transcript is spliced from 7 exons. Bases 266 to 2863 code for a protein of 865 amino acids.